Messenger RNA from Knipowitschia caucasica, 1095 nucleotides. NCBI's taxonomy places the organism in Eukaryota, Metazoa, Chordata, Actinopteri, Gobiiformes, Gobiidae. The record is from the annotation of a GenBank genome assembly.
AUGGGGAGAAUGAGGAGAACGAGGAGAAUGAAGGGAACGAGGAGAACGAGGAGAAUGAGGAGAAUGAAGGGAACGAGGAGAAUGAGGAGAAUGGGGAGAACGAGGAGAAUGAGGAGAAUGGGGAGAAUGAGGAGAACGAGGAGAAUGAGGAGAAUGAGGAGAACGAGGAGAAUGAGGAGAAUGAGGAGAAUGAGGAGAACGAGGAGAAUGAGGAGAAUGAGGAGAAUGAGGAGAAUGAGGAGAACAAGGAGAAUGAGGAGAAUGAGGAGAAUGAGGAGAACAAGGAGAAUGAGGAGAAUUGGGAGAAUGAGGAGAACGAGGAGAAUGAGGAGAAUGGGGAGAAUGAGGAGAACGAGGAGAAUGAGGAGAAUGGGGAGAAUGAGGAGAACGAGGAGAAUGAGGAGAAUGGGGAGAAUGAGGAGAAUGAGGAGAACGAGGAGAAUGAGGAGAAUGGGGAGAAUGAGGAGAAUGAGGAGAACGAGGAGAAUGAGGAGAAUGAGGAGAACGAGGAGAAUGAGGAGAAUGAGGAGAACGAGGAGAAUGAGGAGAAUGAGGAGAAUGAGGAGAACGAGGGAGAAUGAGGAGAAUGAGGAGAAUGAGGAGAACGGGGAGAAUGAGGAGAAUGAGGAGAACGAGGAGAACGAGGAGAAUGAGGAGAACGAGGAGAACGAGAAGAACGAGGAGAAUGAGGAGAAUGAGGAGAACAAGGAGAAUGAGGAGAAUGAGGAGAACAAGGAGAAUGAGGAGAAUGAGGAGAAUGAGGAGAACGAGGAGAAUGAGGAAAAUGGGGAGAAUGAGGAGAAUGAGGAGAACGAGGAGAAUGAGGAGAAUGAGGAGAACGAGGAGAAUGAGGAGAAUGAGGAGAAUGAGGAGAACAAGGAGAAUGAGGAGAAUGAGGAGAACGAGGAGAAUGAGGAGAAUGGGGAGAAUGAGGAGAACGAGGAGAAUGAGGAGAAUGAGGAGAACGAGGAGAAUGAGGAGAAUGAGGAGAAUGAGGAGAAUGAGGAGAACGAGGAGAAUGAGGAGAAUGAGGAGAACAAGGAGAAUGAGGAAAAUGGGGAGAAUGAGGAGAAUGAGGAGAACGAGGAGAAUUAG